This is a messenger RNA of Acanthoscelides obtectus, 5192 nucleotides long. The record is from the annotation of a GenBank genome assembly. NCBI's taxonomy places the organism in Eukaryota, Metazoa, Arthropoda, Insecta, Coleoptera, Chrysomelidae.
GGCGUAUAUUUCCAGACGGCGCCUUGUAGAUCAAACAUAAUAUGGAUUGUAGAAAUUACUUAAUUUUGACUUAAAUUCUGGACUCUCUUCGAAGGCGACCUCUAUGGGCAAAAAGUUAAAAACUGUUAACAGAGAACUACCGGAAGAGGUCCUGAUUUUUUGGAUUUGUUUCUGGAGGGUAAUUUUAACGAACAGAAUAUUAUCAUAAAAAUUUCAAAAAUGAAUUAAUGACUGCACUGAAGUUUCAUUUUUAUAGGUACUUGAUCAAUCAUAUUUGAAGUUGCCUGUCUUUGGGAAGAUUUUGUUUAAUCUACACCUAUAACUGCCGAGUUUCUCCUCAUUUAUCCCGUAUCUGCCUGAUCUCUGUCUGCCUGUAUCCCAGUUCCUUGCGGGUUGUGUUUAAAAAUAAAAUGUCAUUUGACAGAUGACAUAUUUUCUUGUGUUAAUCAAUAAUUUUAACAUUUACCAUUUUCAAGAGAAUUCCUGUGAUUCCUCAUGGUUAUAAUAAAUAAAUUAGUAAUUGUAGUUCAUAGCUAUUAAGUGUAUAUGAGUAGAGUGAAAAAAUGAAAUGGGGGGCCCACCACUGGGUUUAUCAAGGUUGUAUUCUGAUCGCAUUACUUUGGGGUGUUUUGGGAGAAUUAGGUAACCCUUAUGAAAUAUUAGGGGUGCAUAGGCGAUCGUCUUCGCAGGAAAUACGGAAGGCAUAUUUACACUUGGUUAAAGAAUGGCAUCCUGAUAAAAGCAAUGAUCCCAAUGCAGAACAGCGUUUUGUUGAAAUCAAACUGGCAUACGAGUUGCUGUCAGACCCAGAUAGGAGGAAGAAGUAUGAUGAUAAAGGCAUUACAGAGGAUGAUUUCUACAAGAAACCUGAGCAUCCACCCUUCCCAAACAGCAACCCAUUUGAAGAUAUUUUUGCUCAUCAUGGAGCACAUUUCAACUUCCAGGAGAAUGAUAUUACAUUUUUCCAUAAGUUAUCAAUUACAACAAGGCAGUAUGAUAAAAUAAUAGUACCGAAAAGCGAGAAAACGCCACAUUUGAUAUUUUUCUACACCGACUGGUGUUUUCCGUGCAUUCAGACUGCACCGUACUGCCGUAAGCUAGUGGAAUACCUGGAGCCAUUAGGAAUCAAUUUUGCGACUGUCCAUUCUGGCAGGGAACCGAAUCUGGGCAGAAGACUCAGUAUACAUACACUUCCUUGUUUGGUGUUGCUCCUCGAUGGAAAUGUGUAUGUUUUCAAAGAGACGAUCACCAGUGUUCAGAAGAUUAUAGAAUUCAUUAGGAAUAAGAUGCCAUAUAAAAUGAUAACCAAAGUGAAACCAAAUGAUAUUGAUGAUUUUUUGAACGGCUGGGAGGAUAACAGGGUGCGCGGAUUGAUAUUCGAACCAAAGAGUACAAUGAGAUUGCGAUAUUUAGUCACUGCCUAUCAUUUCCGUCACAGAGUUGCAUUUGGCUUUGUAGAUUCGGACGAGAUUAGAAGAAAGUUUCAAGUGCCCCACGACAUGGAUGCGGUAUUGCUUUUCAAUGAAAAUACGUCAUAUCCGAUGGCAAGUGUAACCAUGAAGGAUAUUCCCACUUCCACUUUACAUCAUGUCAUAUCGUCGAAUCAGUAUUUGGCAUUGCCAAGGCUAUCUUCACAGGGAAUCUUGGAGGCAUUGUGUCCGUGUGAAUGGAACAAGCCAAGGAAAAAGCUUUGUGUCGUCCUAGUAACCUCAGCAUCUCGUAGCCAUGACUCUCAUAGACAAUCAUUUAGAAUAUAUGCUCAGCGGUCGCCAUACAGUGUUGAGAAAGUUAGAUUCGCUUAUAUUUAUCAUGAUAAACAGACCGACUUCGUGAAUGCACUGACUCCAGAAGGACAUGCCGUAGAACCAAUGUUAGGAAUCGUUAUCAUAUGGAGAAAAGAUACGUCGCACAUCAAGUACGAGUGGGUAUCGUCGAAAUGGGAAGUAGAAAAGAACCUCAAUGAUACUACCUCACAGUUAGAACGUACUAUUAGUCGUUUGUUGAAGUCUACCGAAACUUUUUCUUAUGAAGCAUUUGUUAAGGACUUAUUUGAUGAACAUGCCAAAGGAAUUUUAGGACAAGUGAUAUCACGCUCAAUACAAUUUAUGGAACAAAUUUAUGAGGGUUUAGGUAAAGAACAAAUACUACCAGCGCUCUCUAUACUGGGAACAGUCCUAUUCAUUUUAGGAAUAGGAUAUUUCAUGGCGUAUUUAGUUCGAAUUGAAGAAGAAAGCAUCCAAAAGCAAAAGGCCAGGGCGAAAUCGGGCAAUAACAACAAUGAGCCGUCGAAUUCAAAUUAUCAGCCUGAGUUGAAAUUACAUGAGCUGCGUUCCGAGACGUAUAACGCUUUAGUAAGGUUAUUGAAACCAGGAUGUCGCACCAUUGUGCUUGUAUUAGAUAUGCAAUCGAGGCAGCAGCUUAUGCCGCCAUUCCAUAAAGCAGUUUGGCCCUAUAGAAAGAAUAAAACGUUGAUGUUUUCGUACAUGUACAUUGAAAGGGGUCUUAAAUGGUAUAAAGAAUUGCUACAGCUAUCGUUGCCGGAAGAAAGAGAACUUAACAUCAAUCCUAGGAAUUGUGUAGGUACUGUACUAUCACUGAAUGGACAUAGGAAAUACUUUUGCGUAUUUCAUGCCAAACAUAUGGAAAAGAAGAAAAGACGACAUGAAACACCAAAUAAAGCAAGCACCGAGAGAUUAGACUGCGAAAGUGGUGCCUUCAUUGGCUUCCAGACUGACAGUUCCGAAUCAGAAGAGGAGGUGCUCCUCCAAGGUACCCUCCUGGACGGUUUUUCCAAUUGGUUGGACAGACUGUUCGAAGGCUCCACGCAACGGUUCCACAUCAACUAUUGGCCAGAGUUUCCUAUCAAGUAACGUUACUUGAACGUUAGAAAUUUUGGUUUUUUGUUGUGCAGUGCCAUAGAGCCAUGGUUGGAGACAGAGCUGCUGUCUCAUUUUUUAGCAUUUGCGGUUUUUAGGUGAGGAAAUGAAAGCUGGAGAGGCGAGAAGAUCUUUUUGCCAGUUAAAAUGGCAUCUUUAAUCAAUAUAUUAUACUCACACUAAUAUUUUACGGAGCAAUCCUGACGUAUCGUUAUCAACGCUGUUUUUUUUGGUAGUUUGUAACAGAAUGUGUUUCUUUUGAUUUCAGGACUGUUGUGAUGCUUUUUAUUUUUUCUAAAAAUAACUAUGAGCUCGAUUGUGAAGAUUAUGUAAGCUAGUGGUUAAUUAUCAUUUUGUAUUUUUGCGAGGUGAAUAAAAUUCACUACUUGCAGUUGAAAGUAUUUGUACACAUAUAGAACCUUGAUGUUUGGUAUUAUUUUUUUUUUUUUCACUACUAAUCGGAGAAAUCAACAUGAUUGACCACACGCCUAACUGAAAAGUAGCAUUUCUGUCCCUAGGUAAAUAAUAAUGUCAUUUGAAAUAUUGUCAAUUUCAUUGUGUCAGUUUGAACGUUACAUUUCAAAAUAUUUUAGAACGAUUGAGAAAUAAGUAAUUUUGAGCAUAAAUACUCAAUGUAGUUCUCCUUUUUGAAUGCCCCAAUAUCGAGAUCGAGAUAGUGUCGGAAAAGGAUUUUAGUGUUAAAAAACUAAAACAUUUGUACCUUAGGCCCCUUGGAUCGUGAUUGUCUCACUCACAAAAAGCCUAACUCCCCUAGGAUGGUUCAGUCCAGAUCGUAUCCGCUGUCUAUUUCAUUCAUUAAUUUCUGUUUGACACCAUGUAACUACAUAGAUAAAGUAUUUGUAAAACGAAUUGAAAACGUCAUUUCCGUGAUGUAAAGUCGAAUGUUUUGUGAUAUACAGGGUGUUCUGAAAGCUGGGAUUUUCCUUUUCAGAAACAACUACGUUUAUAACACCGCUAAUGUGUGGUGAAACAACAGCGAAAAUUUGAAAAAAAAAUAAAUGAAUUUUACGGAGCAUAUCCUAUCGGUAAUCUUAAGACUGGUGUAUAUGUUACCGACUGCUCAUUUCUCCAAGAUCUACAUAUAUACCAUGUAAAGGAAAGUCUCAACUUUGAUGACACCCAGAAUAGUGUCAGUAGUGAAAAAAAAAUCUAUACAUAGUUUGUUGGAGGACAUUAUUGGACUAGCACAUCACAUCCCUCCUCCCUCCCAGUAAUAGCCCACUUCUCAAACUAGGUAUGUAAUGUACUAUUUUUCACUACUAACCUGAGAAAUUGAUCACCAUUAUUCACUGCAAUGCACCACAGAGAAAUGUUUCUUUGCGGAAUAAUUUGCCAGAUCAAAUCCUGCAUCAUGAGUUAGAAAAGAUGAUUAUUCACUUUUAUUAAAGUCAUCAGAUACUAGCUACUUAGGAAGGGUUCUGUGUGAAGUGUCUUAUAUAUUAUAAACAAAUUUAGGAAAUCUUUUAAUGUUGUGUCCUUUUGAUUUUGAGACCUGACCAUAAUAGAUUACAGAAAGCUUGCAUUCUUCUAUUUUCUCCUGUAUACAAACAAAGAAACUGAAAACUAACCAUAUCUUCAUUUAGCUUAUUUCAGUCAGAGUUAUUAGCUACUGAACUAUUAAUUCUGCAUAUGAGAAUGAGUAAGUAUAGAUGUGUACAAAUACUUUUACGAUUAUCUACAGCAUUUUAUAUGGAUUCUCAAAAGAGUUUUUCAAUAAGGUUAGCCUUGAUAGAUCUAGUAGAUAUAAUUCAAAUUCUUAUUGAACAAUGUAUAUAGGCAAUUCUAGAAAAUUUCCAGCUAUCAAUUGCAUCAAAAUAGUAUGAUUUAGUAUUUUUGUUUCUAGUCAAAAAAUACAGUAAGUUUAAUAUUUAUACUUAGGUAGUGCUAAGGGUUUAUAAAAAUUUUAAUAGGUAAUCCGCUAUGACAAAUUUUUAAUAUGGAUUGUUAGGUAGACCAAUUUUUCCAAAUUUAUAACGAAUAUCAUUGGUUCAGAAAUGUUUAAAUGGAACUGGACAUAUUUGUUUAAUAUUAAUUUGCUGUUAAUUAUAACACAUAUUUUUAAUCGCCUGAAAUGGUUUUAUUAUGUACAGAAUUUUGUUGUUACAUUUGUAAAUAUUAUUUUUAGUCGUUUUAUAAGUUAACUUUGUACAAUCUUAGCACUUUACACUGUUUUUAUCUAUAUAUUUGUUAAUCAGCGAUGAAUAUGUUAGACCUUACUUUGGCUAUUUAUAUGUAAGAUUUGUUCUAAGGAUAUAUAAUAAAUUAUUUUCCCUUUCAACAGAAAUAUAUUUUAUA